AUGGAGGAGGAAGGCAGGGUGAACGGCUUUGGACCGGGCCCAGGGAGGAGGCGCUCUGACUGGGGUCGGAUCGCCCUGCUGGACAAGACCAAGGAGUUCUUCCAGACCUGCGAUGUGGAGGGAAAAGGCUUCAUCACCCGUACUGAUAUGAGGAGGCUCCACAGAGAGCUGCCUCUGUCUGCAGAGGAGCUGGAGGACGUGUUUGACUCUCUGGAUACAGACCGCACCGGUUACCUCACGCUGGAGGCAUUCUCCUCUGGAUUCAGUCAGUUCCUGCACGGCCGGAGGAUCUCUGUGGCCGACGAACAAAAUCAGGCCCCCGGCCCUGUUCUAAGGGCGAAGGAAGCCUUCUAUCAGAGCCAAUGGGAAGCCAAGCUGUCGGCAGUUGAAGACGAGGAGGAGGGGCACUUCUGCAUGCUGAUGGAGAGCCUGGGGGCCAGCAAUGUGUUUGAGGAUCCAGGCGAGGUGCGCAGUCUCUGGGCUCAGCUCCGGCGGGAUGAGCCUCACCUCCUGUCCAACUUUGAGGAGUUCCUGUCCAGAGUCACCCAUCAGAUCAAACAGGCCCACCAGGAGAAGACAGAGAUGGAGAGCGCCCUCCAGAGGAAGGCUGCAACACAUGACAGCGAGAUCCGUUAUUUAUAUGAAGAGAUGGAGGCGCAGAUCAAGAACGAGAAAGACCGGCUGAUACUGAGGGACUCUGAGCGUCUUCAGUUACGCAGCCAGGACCUGGAGCACCAACUGUUCUCAAAGGAGAAAGAGCUGGAUCAUCUCUUUCAGAAGCAGAAAAGGUUAGAGCUCCAGUGCCACGAGCUGAACAGUGAGAAGCAGGAGAGCCACGUGGAGAACGUCAAGCUGAAGAUGACCAACGACGAGCUGUCCCGAGCCCUGGAGAACACCAGCCAGGAGCUGGUGCUGGCCCAGGACCAGCUGGCCAUGCUGCAGGACCAGGCCUCCCGUCUGCAGCAGGAGAAAGAGAUGGAAAUGUACAGAGUAACUGAGGGACUGCAGAGAGAGAAGCAGAGCCUCAUGAAGCAGCUUGACCUCCUCAGAGAGAUGAACAAACAUUUAAAAGAUGAGCGAGACAUAUGCUCUGGUGUUCCUCGGAACUCACUCAGAAAGAAGCAGAAACAGAGAGCUGGCCUCGGUAAUAUAUUUGAUGACACCAGCCAGCCGGCAAAAAGAUCCCCACUGUUGGUGGACGGGUCCUACCAGUCUUUGGAGGCUUUGCCUAUAGAGCACCUUCAAAUCGUGUUUGUUGCAUCCUCUUCCUGCAGUGAGGAUGACUCCUCCACCUCCACCACCACCUCCACCACCCCUUCCUCCUCCACCACCACUGUUAGCACCCCUGCAUGUCAACAACGCCCUGCUGCAAAGAAAAACAUCGCCAACGGUUACGCCAAUCCCGCUCCACCCAGAGUGCACGAUGUGAGGGCAAAGGGCAAAAAAACACCCGCAAAGAUUGCCGCCAAUAAGCGGAUGACUGGAAAAGACAGAGAAAGAGCCAAGAAAGCGGAAACUGAGAAGAAGAGAGGGGUUGAUGAGGAGGGUUUGGAUGCUCCUCCGGACGGGUGGCCCCUCCGUCGGGUCAUCUCCAUCGAGGAGGACCACCUGCCCCACCUGCUCCAAGGAGGGCCGCAGCUCCUACUGCACCAGCUCAGCGAGGAGGAAGACGAGGUGGACGAUGAGGAGGAUGAGGAGCCUCAGACUGACAUUGAAACAAGUGUCGUCGUGGCGACCGACCUCUCCGCCACCCCGCCCUCCAGUCACAUUUCUGUGUCGGCAGAAAGUCCUCCGGCGAGGAAAACCCGCUUCACCCUCGCAAAAAAGAUGCCCAUGUCCCCGAGAGGACAGCCGGUCGGGAAGGAGACACAGCAAACAACUGAAGCAGCCCUGUUUGCCCCGGACCGUCUCUUUAAAGUGGUCCUGGUUGGAAACUCGAGUGUAGGCAAGACCUCCCUGCUACGCUCCUUCUGUGAGGGUCGUUUCCACCCUUCCACUACUGCUACUGUGGGUAUUGACUUCAGUGUGAAGACACUAACACUGGACAACAUGCAGGUAGCUAUGCAGCUCUGGGACACGGCAGGUCAAGAGAGGUACCGCAGCAUAACCAAGCAGUUCUUUCGCAAAGCAGACGGGGUUGUGGUGCUGUACGACGUCACCGUGGAGGAGAGCUUCAGAGCUGUGAAACCCUGGCUCGUCAAUGUCCAGGAAGCAGCAGGAGAAGGGAUCCCCAUCCUCCUUUUGGGCAACAAAAUGGAUAUAGACAGAGAGCGAGAGGUGUCGUUUAAAGAAGCUGAGCAGCUGGCUUAUGAAAACAGAGUGAUGUUCUUUGAGGUCAGUGCCUACACUGGAAAGAACGUGACAGAGGCCCUGACACACCUGGCCAGAGUGCUAAUGGAGCAGGAGGACAGGGUGAGAGACACAACAGUCAACCUGAGUGCUCAGCCCUUAAAGAAGAGAGCCUGCUGCAAGUAAAGAGCACACUCCACCUCCUGAGUUUUAGAGCAACUUUUAAACCUGUUAGAAGACAACAACGAAAAAUCAUUCUUGGACUUUCUUACACUAUCUGUAGAAUGUGUCUUUAAACAAGCGGUCUUCAUUUUGGGCCAAAAAUGCACAAUGUGAAGGACUGUGUUGCCCAUGUGAACAUAAUGUCAAGAACUUGAAGUCACAAUCUCAAAGAUCUCCAUUUAUUGCUCUUUGGCGACACCUAUGGUGAUAAAUGGGAACAGCAUGUGUGAUUUGCACUUGUUUUUGAGGUCCAUCGCCUGUAGUUAUCGCUCUUUUUAUCCGGUAAUUUACUUGCAACUCUGUUGGAGCGUCGUCUGCUCUCUCUUGGGGACCAACCAGGACUGGCUGAUGGAAAACAGUGCGCAACGGAGCUAAUCAUUCUAUCAGGACAAUGCUUUUAACUCCACCAGAAACACCUUAGUGUGUUUCAGAAGCGACUCUCUGCUCUGCUCCGCUAAAAAAAAAUGCACCUAUUUUGUGCUCUUUUGAAUGAAGUUGGACACAAAGCAGAUAGAGAGCAAAAACAGUACAUGAAUUAUAUAUUUUUUAAAAUAAUGAGGAUGAAUAUAUUUCAGGGCUACAUGGUGGUGUAGUGGUUAGCACCGGUCCGACUCCAGCCUGCAGCUCUUCUGUGUGGAGUUCGCAUGUUCUCCUCAUGUUUUCUCCAGCUCCUCCGGCUUCCUCCCACAGUCCAAAGACAUGCAGCUUAGGUUUAAUUGGUGACUCUAAAUUGCCCGUAGGAGUGAAUGAGAGCGUGAAUGGUUGUCUGUCUCUAUGUGUCAGCCCUGUGAUUGUCCAGCUGGGGUCCGAGUUCGAAAAAGCGGUUAAGGAUGAUGAAUGAAUGAAUUAAUGUAUUUCUAACAAGUUAAGCACAGCCUUAAAUCUUUGAUCCAUGGCGUUUAUAACUGGACUUUUGGACGAUUAAGGAGGAAAUAACAAUAUAAUAAUGAAACAGAAACAAUGAAAACAGACGCAUAGGAAACCUUAUAACUAAGUAGCUUACUUAUUGAUGAUAAAAGGACUAAUACAUAUAUUAGUCUAGACGGAUUUCAGAAUAAAGGCCUUCUAUAAGAAGUGAGGAGCAUUUAAGGGUACAAGUCAGGAACCGGCCUACCUUACAUAUCUCAAGGGUGCUGAGUCCAAAAAAAAUGGUUCCCAAGCGAAAUUUUGAGUUUUUGACCUUCUAAUUUGUAUAUCAAAUGGCCACCAAAUUGCCCAUCUUGCACAGUCAUUGGACCAUUUCCCCUUAGUUUUUUUGUAAGUAGGCAAUCAAGAUGAGGAAAUUAAGUUUCUGGAUCUAUAGUCUAGGGUCAGAGCAAGGAUAUAGUGGAGGCUCAGUGUCUUUUUAUGUAUAUAUAUAUAUGCAAAAUACCAACUGGAACAUUUAAAAGUGAUAUUGAC
Centropristis striata (black sea bass) is the source of this 3912-nucleotide messenger RNA. RefSeq names its product calcium release activated channel regulator 2Ab (gene cracr2ab). NCBI's taxonomy places the organism in Eukaryota, Metazoa, Chordata, Actinopteri, Perciformes, Serranidae. Bases 1 to 2475 code for a protein of 824 amino acids. Gene Ontology annotation, molecular function: calcium ion binding; GTPase activity; GTP binding. The transcript is spliced from 17 exons. The record is from RefSeq and is a predicted model, not a curated record.